UCUUUUACAGAUGUAUUCAUAUUUUAUGAUAAGAUUGGAUUGUGUUGUGAGUGUUUAAUGACUAAAGUGAUUUCUCAAAUGUGCCGACGAUGAGAAAAUGGUGUCCUUCGGUGAGAUUCGGGUUGAUCUCCGCAUGGGGAUCCUUCGCGGUUGUCGGACUCUCUCUGUUCCUUGGGUCGAAGUGGUUCAAAUUGAGCACCUGCGAGGUCGAUCUUGUCAAAUUCAAGGAAUUCGGUAAGGAAAUUUUCGCUUCGCAGUGUGGGUCGUUGACGGGUGUACCCUCUGAAGCGCAGCUGUUGCUGUAUCACAUCUGCUCUGACGAGAACUUGGAAAAACGGGUUUCAUGUUUCGAAAAUCAUCACGGAGCUUCAAAGAUUGUACUUAAAUACGAAUGCUUUCUGAAUUCGUCGAAAAACUGUGCUGUUCAUCCGUCAGUUCCCGCACCUUACGUUAUCAAGUCGGAAAGAGAACCUCAGCCCAUGACCCCGACAUUCGACUUGGAAGAAAUCUGUGAAAUUUUACAAUUGAAUUACGGCGUUGAUAUUUGCCGGGACUCGGGUGACGUGGACCUACCUCAAAAUUCAGUGGAUAAAUUGAACGCGUUGAAGUCGAUGGAGACCUUGGCGGAAGUUUUCUGGGGCUUUUCCUUGCCUGCGUUUUUCCCUCGAGUUUUAUCCGUUCAUGAUAACUGGUACGUCGUGGAAUUUUUACCCACGAUAGAACCUGGAAAGAGUAACGAUAAAGUGAGUCUGACGAAGAAUUUGCUGUCAUUUUUGUCGAACCUGGAAGUUCGUUCGGAGCAAAGAUUUGGCAAUUCUCUGGUUCUCUGUGACUGGAAGCUGGAACAUUUUGGGACGAACGGGAAGGGUGAAUUCAAAAUCCUGGAUGCGGACGCUGUCUUUCUCUUGGAACAAAUGCCAAAGAUAAUUUUUCCGGAGGGGGAAGGAUGCUCGACGGACGAAGACUGUUCUUUCUUCGACUGUCGCGAGAUUUACGGUUGCGAACACGGGCGAUGCGUGUUGAAAGAGACUACUUCUAAGCGGAAUUAUAACGCGGGAAUGUUUUGCGAGAAGGUUGUGAAAAUGGUGGAUAAUUUUUUCCUGGUCUGGCUCGAGAAAUUCAUGUUUGGUGGGAUCCCGCCGAGGAUCACUGGCGGAGGAGACACACCUAGCGAAGAAAUCUCUCAAAGUUCUUCCGCAAUACAUGAGUUGCUGUCAGCAGAAGUUGAUGAAAGCAAUAAGGAUGGAGGUGCAGCAGUGGUGCAGAGGUGUUCCCAGCGAAUCAGACAAUCAAAAGGACAGAAAAGGCGCAGAUUCAGUGAAAGCACAACAAGUGAAUCUGAUGAUGGAUAUGACAAAGAAGAAAGUCCUCCCGCUGCUUCCAAACGUGGGAAACAAAAUAAAGUCCAUGCCAACAAUGAAAAUGCUUUUCAAAAGGAUGCUGCAGGACUUAACAUGCUGGAACCAAUGUCAAUUCUGGCAUUGGUUGAUGAGAAAAACUUCAUUACAAACCAAGUUGUGCCAUUCUUGCUUGGGCUGGAAGCAAGUGGUGCGGUUCUGUCAGAGGAGCUGAGAAAACAGUUAGAGGGUUUGAAAAGCACCCUUAACGACCACACAUUGAGUGCACCAUAUGAGGCAGAUGUCUUCAAGUACACUCCAGAGAAUAAGGAGAUUCUCAAGUGUAUGGAUUCACAACUGCAAGAGGCAAUGGAACGGGGAUGCCAGAUGUAUCGUCAAGUGUAUGAAGCACACUUCAAGUCAACUGUUGCCUUGUACCUGAAGCUGUUGAAGGUGGAUGCCUUCUACAAGGAGGAGGAGUGGGACAAUGAGGAGGUUGACUUGGGGCCAUAUCCCCGAAAAGUGACUCCAUGUGCCUCCAAACAGGCACAAAGUGAUCAUAUGGAUGGGAGGCUUCAGUCAAUCUUCGAUGUGAAAAAGAAUCUGGACAACCUCAAAUCCAUAUGUCGGAAGGAAGUGAUUGGACAUGACACUGCCCAAGUUAUCUAUGUUGCACAUGGACUGUCAGUUCGACUGGAUGAUCAUGAACUCUUCAUGAUAGCAGUGAGGAAUGCAUUGUUGAUGAAAGAAUCACCCUGGAAGAUAAAGAAAAAUGAUGCUGCAUCAAAUGAAGCUAAGUCAUCAAUUCAUGACCUCUGCAGAAGGAUGUUUUGGCCAGGGCCAACAUUCAAAACAAUUGUGAACCCAGUCCGAAGAAAUCUGUUUGGGAAAUCAAGUGACAAGAUUGAUUUCCAUGAUAAACGUCAAACUACCAUGAUGAAAUAUGUUGAGGCUGUCUACAAGUUUGUGCGCAGGUCAAUCCUUGAAAAUAAAACCGCACAGGUCAGCAGGCACCCAUCAAUCCAACCAUUUGAAAAAGCAGUGAAGGACAUCACUGCAACCUUCAGGAGUAGACUGUCCCACAUCCGAGACAAGGAGAACAACAACAUCCUAACAAAGAUAGGAUCAAAUGUGAAGUGGUACAGAAAUUCAUCGUCCUGCGAAGUGGCCGGUGCUCUGGAGUCUGCUGAUCCUACUGGCAAGCCCAUGAAUUAUCUGCCAGUAAUCGAGGUGCCAGGGAAGAAGAAAGGCUCAUUGCUCUAUCACUGCGCCAUGGACUCCGGUGACUAUUAUUAUAUCAGACUUGGAGGAAAGCACUGGUCAAGCGGAAGGGAUUCCCAUGACAAUUGUAGUAGUGUAUCAGUAAGAUGUUACAACAAAAACUGUCAUGGAAGAGCAAUUGUGGAUCUUCCAGAAUUGAUGGCAAGAGAAAGUAGAGGACAUGCUGAAAUGUGUGCUUCGUUUUGUGCUUCGGUCAAGGAGGACUUGAGGGCAGCAGAACUGGCUAAGAAUUUGUUUCGAGAGAAUCCCUUGAUUUCAACUCUGGAGUCCGUAAAACAAGUCAUUGCGAGGCAAGUUCGGUCUUCGAAUCAACUGAAUGAAGGCAUCAGGCGGUUUCGUUAUGAGGAACGUGCUAAGAGAGACUCGCAACGCGUCAAGGAUAAAGAAAUCAAGGAAAAAGAGUAUUAUCACCUGGGUGAAGAGAAGGCUGUGCAUGCACACGGUAUUAAUGUUGAGUUUGAAAGCGUGAUCAACAAGUGGUAUGAUCGGGCAGGUAUGGAUAACCGUUUGCCAGUCGUUGUCAAAGUGGAAACUGCCAAAGGAGGAUGUGUGCCUGAUGAAGAUAAUGAUGGAUUCCUGGAUGUGAAGGACUUCUUUGCAGUGGAUGAAAAACAUGAGGAACAUCUAAGCACUUGCAGAGGUCUUGAUGAUGAGGAAGUGUCUGUCGACAGUACGACAUCGAUUGGUUCUGAUGUAGAAGUCGCACUGGUUGGACGAGAAAGGAGUGAAGAACCUGAAGAAGCUUGCCAAGAUACUACAAUUUUGAACCAGAGGAUGACCAGAGCCAAAUUUUCGCAAAUUCUGCAGACGACACAUGUUGACCCGAUGAAGGAUGAUGCGCAGGUCGAUGCUCGUGAACCAUGUGUGGCCCGAAAAAUUAAAGGUGGAAGAAGAUCGUCUCAUCCUGAUCAGCGUAUUCAAAGUCAUCGCAAAGGACAGAAAAGGCGCAGAUUCAGUGAAAGCACAACAAGUGAAUCUGAUGAUGGAUAUGACAGAGAAGAAAGUCCUCCUGCUGCUUCCAAACGUGGGAAACAAAAUAAAGUCCAUGCCAACAAGUUUCUGCUUUUAAUGGACAUCAUUGAAAUCCCCUUGGUGGAGCAGAUGGCAGCUGCUCCCAAGGACGUGCAUGGCGUUUCUGAAACAUGUUACAUUCUUCAAGACAGCCCCUGCAACUUGUGUACUUCACAUUUGGAAGUGCUACAGUUCAUGAGGAAUGAACGUUGUUUUGAUGCAGAGCUCAUGGCUCUCUGCCUGGAUGUUGCCAUGGCCAAAGCAUGUGCAUCCAGGUGUUGUCCAUGUGAUGCGGCACUAACACUGGCUGAUUUUGUUUUGAAAAAUCGUGACUAUGAUUCAGCCUUGAUUGAACAUGCAGAUGCUCUAAGGAAAUCUGUAUUGAACAGGGGAAAGAAGGCAUCUGGAAAAGUUCAAGUGGCCAGUGGACAUCAACCAUAUACUCGGAUUCAUCUCUUGCCAAAAGGGGAACCUGAUGACAUUGAAAUACUGGAAGACAAUUGGUUCUGCUUGGAUGCUCUAAGUCCUGAGAAGAAAGUUACCAUUAACUUGAGCAAGAUUCCUGAAGGACGGGGAAUAUUCUACAAUGUUCUGGUGCGUGCAUUGUUUCCUGCAGAUUCUUCAGCAGGCUUAACUAGAAAUGCUUUGGAGAUGUUUGAAAGAAAAGAUUGUGAAUUCUUCACAUUUCGGGAAGACCUCAUAUUCCUUGAAUAUGAAUACAAGAAUCAUAAGAAAAGUCAAUCAUUCUUUCCCAAAUUGCUCAAGUCAGUCUUGCAGAAUGAGGCCAAAGCAUUCUUGCAAAAAUGCAAUGAUGACACCAUGGAGGAAGACCUGAUUGAUCAAGCUGAAACAUGUGAGAAGUGCUUCAGUGAUGAUGGAAAGGUUGUCCUUGGAGAUUUCAAGAAAUGGUUACAAAACUGUAAUGAAGUCCUCACCAAAACCAUUGUUGGACGCUACAUGGAGAACACCAGCUUGAUAUCUCAGGAAUUCAAGUCAUUUGAGUUGUGGCACAAGGAAAUUUACAAUAAGAGGGCUGAGUUGUGGAAUGAAUUUUUUGAAAGACCCAGCGUUGCAAGGAUGACGUGCACCACGGAAAACUCCAAGGCUGCGGUGCUACCAUACGUGCCUCCACCUCCAGCUGCCAGUUCAGACCUGCUAGCGUCUUCCGCCGGGCCAUCCAACGCAGAACAUGAGUCACCAGUCAUCACACCAUCAACUCUGCUGAGUUCCUAG
Molecule: messenger RNA, 4862 nt
Organism: Notodromas monacha
Lineage: Eukaryota; Metazoa; Arthropoda; Ostracoda; Podocopida; Cyprididae
Source: the annotation of a GenBank genome assembly